Cheilinus undulatus (humphead wrasse) is the source of this 7441-nucleotide messenger RNA. RefSeq names its product cAMP responsive element binding protein 1b (gene creb1b). The transcript has 8 exons. The record is from RefSeq and is a predicted model, not a curated record. Lineage: Eukaryota; Metazoa; Chordata; Actinopteri; Labriformes; Labridae. Gene Ontology annotation, cellular component: nucleus; ATF4-CREB1 transcription factor complex. Gene Ontology annotation, molecular function: cAMP response element binding; DNA-binding transcription factor activity, RNA polymerase II-specific; protein binding. The coding region runs from base 151 to 1143 and encodes 330 amino acids. Gene Ontology annotation, biological process: regulation of transcription by RNA polymerase II.
UCUCGUCCUUCUCCAAUCUCCGUGUUGUUGUUCCCGGUGACGCGGCGGAGGUGUAGCCUGACGCGGGCUCUUACGUGUCGGCCAGAAUAAAAGUGGAGCUCCGGAGGCCCGGGAGUGACGAAAGGAGCCUGUAUCGCUUCAGUGUAACCAAUGAAGAUGGAGUCAGGAGCAGAGGCUCAGCAGGGGGCGGAGACUGCUGUGACUGAGACCGAGAACCAGCAGAUCACUCCUGCACAGAUCGCCACCUUGGCCCAGGUUUCCAUGACAGCGGGCCACGCCUCAGCAACAGGUCCCACUGUAACACUGGUUCAACUUCCCAAUGGGCAGACGGUUCAGGUCCAUGGAGUCAUCCAGGCUGCACAGCCGUCUGUUAUCCAGUCCCCACAGGUUCAAGCUGUACAGAUUUCCACCAUAGCAGAGAGUGAGGAUUCACAGGAGUCAGUAGACAGCGUGACCGACUCUCAGAAACGCCGAGAGAUUCUUUCACGGCGCCCUUCAUACAGGAAAAUCCUGAAUGACCUUUCAUCUGACGCUCCUGCAGUCCCUCGUAUCGAGGAGGAAAAGGCUGAGGAGGAUUCAUCUGCAGCAGCUGCCACACCCGCAAUCACCACAGUUACUGUCCCCACACCCAUCUACCAGACCAGCAGUGGACAAUACAUUGCGAUAACACAGGGCGGGGCCAUUCAGCUGGCAAAUAACGGCACAGAUGGCGUCCAGGGCCUUCAGACUCUGACUAUGACCAAUGCAGCAGCAGCCGCUCAGCCUGGCGCCACAAUCCUUCAGUACGCACAGACCAGUGACGGCCAGCAGAUACUGGUUCCCAGUAACCAAGUAGUGGUCCAGGCUGCUUCUGGAGACGUCCAGGCAUAUCAGAUCCGAGCAGCCCCUGCCAGCACCAUCGCCCCUGGGGUAGUCAUGGCGUCUUCUCCUGCUCUUCCCACCCAGGGAGCAACAGAGGAAGUCACUCGUAAAAGAGAAGUUCGCCUCAUGAAGAACAGAGAGGCAGCCCGUGAAUGUCGCAGGAAGAAGAAGGAGUACGUUAAAUGUCUGGAGAACCGAGUGGCUGUGCUGGAGAACCAAAACAAGACUCUAAUCGAAGAACUGAAAGCUCUUAAAGACCUUUACUGCCAUAAAUCCGAGUAGUUCCUGCCUCCAGAACAUCAAGCUGGGCUAAGUAGCACUUAAGUUUCUUCAAAUACUUUGACUGUUUGAUUCUGCCCGUCUGGCCUUCCAGUUUGCACACGGCUGGCUCUUUUUAACAAAGCCCCCUUAAUUGAGGCUCUGCCUACUACCUUCACUUAGGUGCCCUGUCAGUAUGAGGACAUUUAAAAGAAGAAAAUACAAAAUACCUUUCUAGUGAGUAAUUAAUAUAUGAGAAAAAAAUUUUUACAAAUAAAAACAGCAAAGUGCUACUUUAGAAUUAAAAGUCUAAACAAUUAGUACAGCCAGACUUUUAUUCCAGCUAUUCUGAUAUGUGCUUUUAUGGAUACAUGCCAAAUACUAAAGUACAAAAAAGUAUUAUAUCCUCUGCACAGAGUCCAGGAUAGUGGAUAUACAGCCAAAACCAUGACAAGAAGACUCAACUUAUAGGAGACAACACUAAUUAUAAAUUUUGUUGAAUCCACUAAAAUUAUUGUCUAGUGAUAUUUUUGCCUUUAAUUUUUUUUUUCCUUGCACAGUUUGUUAAAAAACUCAGACUUGGACAUUUUUUAUCAGGCUUGUUCAGUCAAUAUUAAAGCCUUUGAAUGAAUUAUGGAUCUCCAUCUAAUGAAACAACUUUCCUAAAAUAUUGCCACUUGUACAGCUGAAUCUACAGCAUAUUUGGCACAAACAAUUCGUUUUUAAGUGUUUUUAAAGAUGCUACCAACUGCCAACCUUAAAGAAAGUUGAAAUUUGUAUUUCAGUGCCAUUGACGUUUUCGUUUACCCAUUUCUAUGCUUUUCCACAUUUGAUGUUUGACAUAGAGGCGUUGUAAAAUGAAAAUAUGAUUAGGGCAAGACCAAGCUUGAGAAAAAAAAGAUUUUGACAUUAUUAUUUUUACAACCUGUGGUCACAUUUCUAUGCUUCUGGGCAACAUUCCUCUUAGUUUUGGCAACAUUUUGCUAACUAGUUUCUAGUCAGUGACAUGGGACAAGUGGUUUAUUUGAAGCUUUUGCACAAAACUUUCCGUUGAAACAACCAUAGAGAAAAACUGAUCAGCAAACAGUUUUUGAGAUAAAGAACUACAUGGCUGACGUGAUCUGGGUGCAUUAAGACUCCCUGAUCCUGUGAUUUGAGAAGUCAAAAUACUGAGGGCUUGAUUAUCUAAAAGUGGAUGAGGCCACUAAUAGCUCCUAAAACUGGGCAUCAUUUGGUCCUGCUAUCAACUCAGUCUCACGUAACCUGACACACCAAAUAGACUGUUUCAUACAACCAUUGCAUGGAUAUAUUUCACAAUCAUCUAAGAAACCUCCCAAAGAAAGUGUUUAGGGAGGGCGGGGCUUUUCAUAACGACAUGGCAGAAUGAGGUUGUACACGUGCUGUUUCGUGACAAACGCUGCCAUAGUAUAUGAACAGUGGAACAUAAUGUGGAUAAAACUUCUGCUAUGCCAAGAGAAGGGUUCAGUGUGGCUCCUUGCUUUUGUUUUGAUAAAUAAAUGUGGCACAAUUCUGAUAAAACUACUUUUCUACAGCUACAUCCCAGUUAAUCACUUCAGCAGUAGCAGCCAUUGUAUGCACUGGCUUAUUUACAUAACCCCACAUGAAAUGAUUGCAAACCCAUGCCAAAGCAGGUCAGCAGAAGAGCGAAAACACCUUUUCUGUCAUGAAAAGCUUUUAGUGCUGAUCUUUGCUUUUUAUUUCAUGAAGAAAUGUGCAAAUCUGAUAAAAACUGCAGCUAUACUACAGCUACAUCUGAGCCCAGAGCUACACUGUGUACAGCCAUUACUAAUGGCUUCCAGUUAAACUUAACUCUGCCCAUAGCUACUGCCUCAUUCUCAUGAAACGACGCUGACUGGCUAGACCCCUCUUCGGAUCUGGCACCCAGCUGCCCAGAUUUGAGUUUUUUAAGGUGGAUUUGCCUUAUGACAGACACUGGCGAAUCCAGAAUUCUCACGAAUCCAUCUGCUUUGAAAGAUUAAGUCUCUCGGCUGUAUUCCCAAAACAUGUGAAUAAGGCCGUGUGAACAUGUAAAGCUAAUUUUGCUAAAGCUAAUUUGAUUGCUUUUGCGCCAGAAUCUUGGGAGAAGCUGUCUGUGCUAAAACCAAUUACCUAUUACCUAAGCCAUUGUCCGUGGGGCAGAAGUGCCACUCUGCUCUGCUCCUCUCAUGCACACAGUCUUAUGCCAUGGAGCUGCCUCCAGCAUUUGAUAAGCUUAGCAGAACAGAUCCAACACAAACUGGAAGGUAGGCAAUGAAACGCACAUAGAAACCAGUCAAUUUCAGGUUAAACACUAAGCGCUAACUGCCGAUUGAAUAUAUCACUGUAUCAGUAUUACAUCAAAACAGGAAGCAAAUGAACAGCAAAUUACCUUCCAGCAGAAAAAAUAAGAUGCUGUUUUUAUGUUCUUAUUCCUGUGUGAACUUGUAAACUUGUGGCCCAGCUGUGUUGGGCAGGGUUAGGCUGCGCUCUGCUCUGCUUCUUAGCUGCAGAUACGGACCCAGUGGGCAACGCUGCACACUAUCAAUAGGAGCAAAGCCAUGGUGUGGACUAAACACUGCUAGCAUGGAUCCUGUGGAAAUUGUGAUUACUCAGCACUGAGUUGUGCUCUCAUGCUCUUACAGUUCUUCACUAAAACAAGACUGGGACAGGAGGUCCAGCAUCUCUGAGAGAUAUUGCAAAGUAGUUACUAAUAGUCUUAAUAGAGGGUCAUAUUUUCAUGCUAGCUGCAUGUGGCUAGUAGGGCUCAAGUUUGUGAAUAAGAAACUUUUUGCAGAGGGCGGCUUUGCAUUAAAAGGGGCCAAUUUUUGUCCAAAUGCCUGCAAAAUAGCUCCAACUGCCCUUCCGCACAAAGGCACAGUAUUUUUAAUGUAGUCUGAUUUGGGCUACAUUUAACAUUUUUGUGUGCUUUGUGAAUCACACAGUGUCUUUGACUCAGUUUUACUGGUUUAGCAGGCACCAAAGCCUCACAGUUCUUUACAGAAUUAGGCCAGAGUGUGGAAAAUGUUGUUAAGAUAACAGAUGGGAGUGUUGUCUGAAAGGAUAAAAAGAAGACGUAGGUUGUACAAAAUAACCCAUUUAUUGAACAAUUUAAAAACCAGAGAGCUAUGUGUUUUGUAAAGUUAAGGCUGAGGUCAAACAUCAUGUCAUUGUGCCACAUCAAACCAUUUUCAUGGCAUUUAAUUCUUUCAGCAUUUUACAAUUUUGUGUCUAUUUUUCUGUCUGUUAAAUGGUUAAAAAAAUGAGAAAUAAGGUUGCAGGGAUGUUUUGUUUUUGUUUUUUUGUUUUUUUGUUUUUUUGGGUUUUUUUUUUUUGGUUUUUUUUUUACAUAUGUAGCAGGUUGGAUCUGCAAUAGAUUUAAUCUACAACAACUACAUGAGAUUAACACUAAAGAUCCAUGGAGACAUGUUGAAAAGAGGUUGUUUAUGUUGGUUUUUGAGAAGAUACAUGUACGUUUUUGUCUGUUUAUUUUUUAUAUUACUGUAUAUAAACUCUACAGCAUGUGUAGACCUCAUGUUUUUCUGUUUAUUUGAUAUAAAAAAUGUUCUCAUAACUUGUAUGAAAACAGCUUUCAUAUUUGUAAUAUACAUCAAUGUAUAAUAGAAGAAUCUGUACGUGUGUAUUCAUGUAAUCCACCAGGCCUACAACCGUCAUGGCAGCUAAGUGUAUGAGAAGAGGCCUUUGUUGGAGAUGUGCUGUUUUGGAGUGCUGUGCUCUGUUUUGGAUUGAUAAUGUCUGUUUGUAGAGAAGAGAGUCUGUUGAAAGCAGCUGAGGUCCACAACAUGUAUCAGUUUUAUAAUAAGUAACAAAAAACGCACACCAGAACCCUAGAUGGCUUCAUAACGACACCGAAGUUUAUAGAAAUGCCUUUUUAUCUCGUGAAGCAGUAACUGUUUCUUACAACUGAUCAAAAAAGCACAAUUGUCUUCUCUUCAGAGCCAUUAUGUUUAUUUUAUUGUAGUAUCACUGCUUAAUUUUACUUCAGCACCACAUUUGAAUUCUUUCUUGUUCACAUUGGUUUCACUUUAAAGUACUGUAAAAACUCAACCCCAGAUUUUAGUUGAUUUCAACCGUAAAGCUUGCAGGCUUUCCCAACAACAAAUAGGGCGUCUCAGUGUGGUGUUGGUUGCUUUGUUUUUAAGAAAUUUGCCAUUUUCAAAGACUCACACAUUUGAUAUUGUACAGUUUGUAUUUGUAAUGUAUAGAGUUUAAAGGGUUGAAUUAGCCACAGAAAUCACAGAGCACCUCUGUCUACAAACAUCAUCUCAUAUUUACCCAGAACACAUUAUUAUGUGCUAUAGUUGGAAAUGUUUACAUUGUUUUCCCUCCUGCCUGUCACAGUCAGGUGAAGGGCAGUGGUUCUCAACUGGUCUAGCCUCAGGACCCUCCAGCACCUCCUCAAUAAGAAAUCACAACCCAGAUUUCCUACAACUGUCAGCUGCUUAAGUUAAUUUGAUUAAAAAAUGUGGUUUGGACCUUUGUGUUGGCAUGGAAGUGCAAUACAGAAUUACAGACUCUCAAACUCUUUUAAAAAGCUUUAAACAAAUUUACAUAAGCAAAACAUUUUUACAAAUGAUUAAACAUAUUGGCAUUUUACAAAACAAAUUGCAACAAGUCCCAUAUAAAAUUACAAAGUCUGAAACACUGUUAUAAUGUCCGAUAAAAAAUGAAGUCUGAAACACUUUUACAAAACUUGAAAUAAAAUGACAAAGUUUCUUACAAAAUUACAAAAACUAAAACACUUUAACAAAACUUGAAACAGAUUUGCAAAGUUUGAUACAAAAUUACAAAGUCUGAAACAACAUUACAAGGUCCGAAACAGUUUUGCAAAAGUUGAUUUAAAAAUGUAUUUAUUUGCAAAAAUUUAUUUCAGAAAUUUUAAGAAGUCUUCUACACUUUGUAAUGUUUUCUCAGCUCAUGUAAAUGUGUUUUUCAAAAUUUGUAAAUUUGUAAAAUAUUCAUUUUAAAUGUAGUUUUUUUUAUUUUGAAUUUGUUUCAUGUAAAGUAAAAAUGUAAUUUUGUAUCAGACUUUGAACAUUUGUUUCAAGUUUUGUUAAAGUGUUUCAGACUGUAAUUUUGCAUCUGACUUUUCAAACAUUUGGUUUGUAAAUUCUUAAUAUGUUUCGUCAUUUGUAAACGUGUCUUGCAAGUGUAAAUUUGUUCCAUGAAAUGUAAAAAAGGUUUUGGUUGUUAAUUUACACUUGUUUAAAACUUUGUAAAAGUGUUUCAGUAUUUAUAAUUUUUGCAUUGCACUUCUAGACCACUGUAGACCUUAGAUGGAACAAAAGUGGCAAGCCCUUGGAGAAAAGACAUCCCUACAUUUUUUAAUCAGUUUUCUGUGAUUAUGUGCAUUUUGGUUUAUUUCAUCAAGAUUGCAAGAAAUUGACACAUUUUCAUGGGAAAACAGACUUCGUUAUCCUACAACUGUGAGAUAAUUAAGUCAUGAUCUCGAGAAGACAACCCAGAUGUUUACCUCAAAGCAAAAGGGAGCACAAUGGAAUAAACUGAUUUCUGCUUAGGACUUCCAUAAAUCAUUGAUUUAUUGCCAGAUUUUUUUUCUCACACAUUUGUGAGCCAUUGGAAGCAGCUCCACGACCCAUUUUUGGGUCUUGGCCCACCAAUUGAGAACCACUGGUGUAGAAGAAUCAAUACAAGCAGAUUGAUAGUCUAUAACCACUAAUGCGUUUUAGAGGAUGAACUGAAGUCUGACACAUAUGGUCUCUCUAAAAGGCCUGAAAAUAGCCUGGUGGUAACUGGUGCCAUUAUGAUGAAGUGAUGAUUACCACCUCUUGUAAUUCACACAUCCAGUGCUGGUGCUGCAAAAACUAAAUAUAUACAUAUUAAUAACCUUUUUUCUGUUGAUUUGAUAUAGUGAACUCAACUUUGUGAUGUGUUAUACAAUAAUCUUUCAACAAAACCAAAAGUGUUUUCAUUUCUGUGCCACGAUAGUUUAUACCCAAAGGGCCUCAUUUGUGCAUGAAACAGAUUGUUAUCCAUGUGUGUAAAAGUAUAUAUAAAUAUACAGUAUAUAUAUAUAAUUUCUAGAAAAGUAAUAAUGGACUUUUUCUAACUUUUAAUGUGAUCUGUUUAUAUAUUGCCACUUUUACAAGUUAUGAGUUAAAGAUGCCAUGUAUUGAAAAGUCUCUUGUAGAGAAAAAGAUCACCAAAUGAUGCUUUUUGUUUGGACAUUGUCAUGUUAUAAACUCUACCAGCUCAUUAUUUGAAAGUGCUGUUACUCUGACAUUUCAUCACUCUUUUUGUAAACACUUGCUAUGUUGCAAUAAAAUACUCUUGAAGACUGUUA